AUGAAAUACUACUGUGCUGUUUUUAUACUGUGUGUUGCCAUAGAGCUUGUGCAAACAAUUGAGGUACGGACACCUUUUUUCAAAAAUAGCAGUAUAGACUACGAGAAAUACUUUCUAGACAACGUGUGUUCUGAGCACGUGAGUGUUAUGGAAGACAGCAAUAGCAAAAAGCAAGGGUCUGAGGAAGAAAUAGAUGCCUCCACAGAAGACUCAGAAUACGAAGAAGAGUACGAAGACGAUUCUGACAGUUUUAUUUUUUCCAGAAAAGAUAACACAGAAGAAGAAAGCGAGAGCGAAGAACAGCAGAAAAGCAUAGAAAGCAGUAAAUACACGGAGUACAAGAGAGCGGCAAUAGAAAAAAUGCAAAUGACAAAAAAAGGGUCUCUAAAGAUCUACAGAAGCCCUGCAAACUAUUUCUGGAGAAGCGAAAGAUACCACUACUUCGGCUCUUGCCAUGCAGCAUUCCUUAGCGACAGCUCGCUCAUUAGAUCCAGCGAUUUGAAAAGCAAUGAUGUACAAAAAAAAGAUUUCAACUUCAUCAGAAUCAUCCUCAAUGACAACAGAAUAGCUCGCUUUAACCACAGACCGGAGGAGCAGCUGAGUAAGAUAAAUGAGAUAGUCUCGAGAUACUUCAGUGUUUUGUUUUUCAACUCAGCAGAGCGCCAGAAGAAAGAAGAGCUAGAAAAUAUUUUUGUAGUAGACUCAGAAGUGUACGCGUAUGAAAAGAAAGACAUCGAACAACUACAGCAGUCUGAAGAUUUUAUUGAGUUCAAGGGAAACUCUAGGAUAAAGAACGCCUGCUACUCUGAGUAUGUGAUGUAUUACGAAAAGUCGUACAAACUGGUGCUGGAGAAUGGCCGGGAGAUGGAGGAGUUUAUCAACCAUCUUUCAGAGAUGAAAUGUUUCUGCGAGCUCGUAGAAAUAUCCAUUGACCACCUGGUUAUCAAUAACUACUCGUCCUUCUCUGAGUACAACUACAGAAGAAAUGAUACGAUGGACCGAGGCCCUCUCGUUGAUGUUCUAUUUUAUCUGGCCACCAUAGUCCCAAAGAAAAUAACGAUAAACCACUCAAAAGAAGUCCCAAAAGACAGCGAAUCCAAGCCGCCUGCUGCCAUAAAAAACAGCAAUAAAAAAAAGGACAUGUGGUCAGCGUACGGCACAGAGAAUAUUUUCUUUGACUUCGAUGGAAUCGAAAUAACAGGGUUCAAUUCUGGGAGUAUUUCUGAAUGGUUUGACUACAUUAAAAGUCUCGGCGUGCGGAAGAUCAAAAUGUUUUCCAUCAAAGAUCUCUCUGUGAUCUCAGAAGACUUUAUCAACUGCAUCACAAAGGGCAUUGAAAUAGAGAACAUCGAGCUGGUAGACUGUGUGCUAUCCAGCCGUAUCCAGGAGCUGCAAAACAGACUGGAAAACUCAAACAUCGAAGUGUUCAUACCAGGGAAAGAACAGACACUUACUGUGCAAUACUCGGUUGAAAACGCCUUGCUGUGCAGUGAGCCCAUGCUUUCUUUUAUUUUUGCCUUUAUUUCCAAACUGGAACAGAUUUCUGGUAAUUCGUUUGAUGUGGUGCUGUGCAACAACUCUAUUCUAAGAAUGGGAGACUACAUUUGCAAAAACAAAAACAAAAACAUCAGCUGCAAAAGACUGGUGCUUAAUUUUGCACACAGAGAAAAAGACAGAACGCUUCGGGAAAUCCAAGAAAAGCUGGUCUACUAUCUACUGAACGAUAGCACAGUAGAGCUAAAUGCCAACAAGAUAGAGCUGGUGAUAACAGAAGAUAGUGAAAUAAACAGCGCAGAAAUAGCAGAGUUUGUGGAUGAUCUGCUGCUCUUUCUUCCAAUGAUAUUCAACUUUGAUAGAAACUCCAUUGAAAUAUGUGAAAAAAUAAAGGGAAAGGAGACCGGAAGAUAUAGCUCAGUGCUGAUCGAGAAAAAUAAAACACUGGUCAGCAUCUACAAAAAUUACAUCCAGAAGCUGUUUAAGAAUAACAGAGAAGCUGGCAGAGAUGAAAGUAAAAAAGACAACCGCUAUAUAGAAUUCAUUAAAUCGCACAAAACAGAACUCCCGACAGAGAACAACCUACUUGAGAAGAUAAAAGUGCUGAAGUGUGAAAUGAUAACGGCUGUGACUCCCUUCUUCUUAUUCCACAAGCAAGGAAACGAGAACAUAUACAUGGAUCAAGACAAGAUAGACAACUAUGUAGGAAAGAUACUGACCAACCGGUGGGCGAUGGGAGAAACAAAGAGCACGAAGGAUGAAGAUACGUCCUACAUGAACUGGAUUGUAUACAUAGACUCUCUUCUAAACAACCAUAAAAAGUACUUUGAAGAUAUUCAGGUCUUCAUUAUGGCCCUGCAUGAGAAAAUGAAAAAGAGAGAUUUUGAAAUAGAAAGCAUAGACAGUUUCUCCCUAGAAAACUACAUCAGAGACAACGCAGAGAUAAAAGAGCCCAGUAUACACAACAUUUCAGAGAACUACAGACAGAUAAAAUCCUGCAUUGAAAUAGAUGCCAUAAAAAAGCCAAUAAAGGAGCUUGUGGAAAAGAGCAAUAUAAACCACACAGCGAUAGUGAUAAAAGUGAGCGAUACAAACUUCUUAAAACUGUCCAAACUGAACAAGUUUUUAUACUCUGCGAUUGAAAAGGUCGUGCAGAGCAUAACACUUCCUGUUUUUGACCCAACUCCAGGCCUCUCUGCACUAAAUAGCUAA
Nematocida minor is the source of this 2706-nucleotide messenger RNA. RefSeq lists its product as uncharacterized. NCBI's taxonomy places the organism in Eukaryota, Fungi, Microsporidia. The record is from RefSeq and is a predicted model, not a curated record. The coding region runs from base 1 to 2706 and encodes 901 amino acids. The transcript has a single exon.